This is a messenger RNA of Olea europaea var. sylvestris, 1802 nucleotides long. Its product is annotated as 7-deoxyloganetin glucosyltransferase-like. The record is from RefSeq and is a predicted model, not a curated record. The coding region runs from base 130 to 1560 and encodes 476 amino acids. Lineage: Eukaryota; Viridiplantae; Streptophyta; Magnoliopsida; Lamiales; Oleaceae. Gene Ontology annotation, molecular function: UDP-glycosyltransferase activity. The transcript has 2 exons.
CAGGAGGUAUGCUUCAAAUUAGCCAUUUGUGUGCCUAUUUUGUACUCUUUUAUCAUUUAAGUUCUCCAUCUCUGCUGCUGCUCUUCAAACUCAAACCUCCGAGUGUGUGAGAGUGAGACACAGAGAAAGAUGGUUUCCACCUCAAGUGAUAAGCCCCAUGCUGUAUGCAUACCAUAUCCAGCACAGGGUCACGUAAACCCGAUGCUCAAAUUGGCCAAGCUUCUCCACCACCAUGGAUUCUACAUAACCUUUGUUCACACGGAGUACAACUACAAACGCCUGCUUAAAUCCCGUGGUCCUGCCGCCCUUGAGGGCCCACCGGACUUCCGGUUUGAGACUAUUCCUGACGGCCUGCCGCCAUCCGAUGCCGACGCCACCCAAGACAUACCAUCACUAUGUGAAUCUACAUCCAAAACUUGCUUGCUGCCGUUCUGCAGCCUGCUGACGAAGCUCAAUAACGCCGCACCAGAAGUACCUCCGGUAACAUGCAUAGUGUCUGAUGGCGUCAUGAGCUUUACUGUCAAGGCGGCCGAGCAGUUUGGACUUCCCGAAGUGCUGUUCUGGACUACCAGUGCUUGUGGUUUCCUCGGUUACACGCAGUAUCGGCCUCUUGUGGAUAAAGGCUAUACGCCUCUCGAAGACAUGAGCCAGGUAACAAAUGGUUACUUGGAAACAUCUCUUGAUUGGGUUCCUGGAACGAAGGAUAUUCGAUUGAGGGAUAUUCCUAGCUUCAUCAGAACGACUGAUUCAAAUGACUUGCUGCUCAAUUUUUUGAUGAGUGAAGUUGAGGCUGUUCCCAAAGCCAAAGCACUCAUUUUCAAUACAUUUGAUGCUCUAGAACAAGAUGUUUUGGACGCGCUCUCUGCCAUGUAUCCCCGCAUUUACACAGUCGGGCCUCUGCAACUGAUGAUGAAUAACAUUCACGAUGAAAGAUACAAUUCGUUGAGCUCGAGUCUGUGGAAGGAAAAUUCUGAAUGUAUUAACUGGCUGAACACUAAAGAACCAAAUUCUGUUGUGUAUGUGAAUUUUGGGAGCAUAACUGUAGUAACUGCACAACAGCUAACUGAAUUUGCAUGGGGAUUAGCAAAUAGUAAGAAGUCAUUUUUGUGGAUAAUUAGGCCUGAUAUUGUCGCCGGUGAUUCAGCCAUGUUACCUCCGGAAUUCCUGACAGAAACAGAAGAUAGAAGCAUGUUAGUCAGCUGGUGCCCGCAAGAACAAGUUCUAAAGCACCCUGCAAUUGGAGGUUUCUUGACACAUAGUGGGUGGAAUUCAACCAUAGAAAGUAUAGGAGGUGGUGUGCCAGUGAUUUGCUGGCCUUUCUUUGCUGAGCAACAAACAAAUUGUAGGUACAGUUGUGUGGAAUGGGGUAUGGGAAUGGAAAUAGACAAUAAUGUGAAGAGAGACGAGGUGGAAAAGCUCGUAAGAGAGCUUAUGGACGGCGAGAAAAGGAAGAAAAUGAAGGAGAAAACUAUGGAGUGGAAGAAGAAAGCAGAGGAGGCAACUGUGCCUGGAGGAUCUUCCUACAUGAAUGUUGAAAAACUGGUCAAGCUUCUACAAUAACUUGAUUUGUAACAGAAAAAGUUUAUGAAAAUAAGUCAGUUUUAAGUGUCAAAUUUAUCAAUUAUUACUUUCCAAUGCAUUAGAAGUACUUUGAAUGCUUUUGAGGCUCCUGCUGCUUCUCCGGGGAUGAAAUUUGGAACAUUUGUGUGUCCAAAUUCUUCCUAAUACUAUAGUUCUAAUAAUCACCAGUGUAGCAGUUACUUUUAAUUCAUUGUUCAAUGCGACCUACAUUAUUGCUGGAA